UUUUAUUUAUAUUGUUUAACGAUUAAAAUUAAUAUAUUCGAUAGGUUGGUAUCUCGAUCGUUUGUUCACUCGUCACUGUAAACAAUUAUUUUAAACAAAGGUAUUUCGAUUAAUGUUAAAAUACCGUUUUACUUAUAACCUGUAUUGGCACAUGGCGCGCGCGCGCGCGAGCGUAUGUGAUGCUGGCACGAUAGAAAAUUUAAUUUUCCGUCAAAUUGCAAUAGCGAUGCGUACGUUUAGUGCAUUAAUUAAGCCGCAUUGCAUGUUUUCGUAUCAAGAAAGUUAUAACAGUAUUAAUUCAACAAUAAAUAAACAUCUUGUCCAAGUGUACUCUAUCGAUUCUUAAUUUAUUUGUAUGCUAAAUUUGAAUGAUAGUUAAUUAUAAAAUAUUCUUAUAAUUUACAGUGAGAUUGUUUAUCAAGUGUAAAUUAGCUUGUAAGAAAUUUAAAGCAAUCAAAGAAGUUACUGUGCGAUCAAGAUGCCACAGAACGAAUAUAUCGAUAAACAUCGAAAGUUAUAUGGACGACGUUUGGAUUAUGAAGAGAGAAAAAGAAAACGGGAAGCACGAGAGCCUCAUAAACGUGCAGAGCGUGCACGUACAUUGCGCGGUAUUAAGGCUAAAAUCUUUAAUAAAGAACGUCGCAAUGAAAAAAUUCAAAUGAAGAAAAAGAUCAAGGCUCAUGAAGAAAAAAGAGUAAAGCAAACAUCAGAGAAUCCGUCAGACGGAGCUGUACCGGUAUAUCUUCUUGACAGAGAUGUUACUAAAAGAGCAAAAGUAUUGUCCAAUAUGAUUAAACAAAAACGAAAGGAAAAGGUCGGAAAAUGGGAUGUACCGAUACCUAAAGUUAAAGCUCAAUCAGAAUCAGAAGUUUUCAAAGUAAUGAGAAGUGGGAAGUCUAAAAGAAAAUCUUGGAAAAGAAUGGUUACUAAAGUUACAUUUGUUGGUGAAAAUUUUACAAGGAAGCCACCUAAAUUUGAAAGAUUUAUUAGACCGAUGGCAUUACGUUUCAAAAAAGCACACGUCACGCAUCCAGAAUUAAAAGCAACUUUUUAUCUACCGAUCAUAGAUGUUAAAAAAAACCCAAGCUCUCCAAUGUAUACAAAUUUAGGUGUAAUAACUAAAGGUACUAUUAUUGAAGUGAAUAUCUCUGAAUUGGGUCUUGUAACCCAAUCUGGUAAAGUUGUAUGGGGCAAAUACGCACAAGUCACGAAUAAUCCAGAAAAUGAUGGUUGUAUCAAUGCUAUAUUACUUGUUUAAUCCAAUUUAAUAGUUUGUAUAAUUUGCUGUUGUUGCUUGUUAAUUUAUCUUCUUCCUUUGUAUUUUUUCCUUAUAUAAAAAAAUUAUUGCAAUAAAGAUAUUUUAUAAAAUAU
Vespula pensylvanica (western yellowjacket) is the source of this 1371-nucleotide messenger RNA. RefSeq names its product ribosome biogenesis protein NSA2 homolog (gene Ip259). The transcript is spliced from 2 exons. Lineage: Eukaryota; Metazoa; Arthropoda; Insecta; Hymenoptera; Vespidae. Bases 479 to 1258 code for a protein of 259 amino acids. The record is from RefSeq and is a predicted model, not a curated record. Gene Ontology annotation, cellular component: nucleolus; preribosome, large subunit precursor. Gene Ontology annotation, biological process: maturation of 5.8S rRNA; maturation of LSU-rRNA.